Molecule: messenger RNA, 2190 nt
Organism: Haemonchus placei
Lineage: Eukaryota; Metazoa; Nematoda; Chromadorea; Rhabditida; Trichostrongylidae
Source: the annotation of a GenBank genome assembly
AUGUCCCCGCCGGGUACCAUGCCGUUUUUCGCCAAUCCUUUCAUGUCACCGUUCAUGCCUCAGCAAGGAGUACCUAUGGAUGCUGGAGCGAACCCUGCGAUGCCAGCAUUCUUCUUUUCUCCUGCUCAAUAUCAAGAGAUGAUGCAGCAGUAUUUUACACAGAUGAUGACAGCUAAUCAAUACGGGAUGAAUAUGGCUUUCCCAAUGCCGUUUGGGACUACACUUGUCCGACCUUGUAGUCAGAUAUCGCCCACGAGUGUUCAAUUUCGUGACCACCAUAAUUCUUCCACGUUUCAGGGCAAGUCACCUUGUGUUGAUUCAUCAUCUGAAAAGGUUUCAACGAAGAGUGAAGGAGAGGAGAAGAAGUUCGAACGCAAGAGUUCUCUGCCAACGGAGGACGAAAAGACCUCGAAUCUGAUUCGAAAACAAAUGAGCGAAAUAGAGAAAGAAAUCACUCGACGGUCUCAGAACAAAAAUAUCAAAAAGGUAGGCCCAUUACUAACUAGUCUACUAUUUCUGCGAAAUCUCAAUCAUAUCGAAAAUUUUGUUUAUAUAUCUGGAAGAGGUUCUGAAAUGACUGGGUGGUGGAGGAACACGGUUCUCGCUUUCAAUUUCUUGAUCGUUCGUCUUUUGAUACAAGCAUACUUUCUCCUCCAGCUAGCUGCUGCGUUCCUCCCUCAAGACCAACGACCAACAAAUGUACCAUCUGGUGGUACUAUUGCUCCUCCUCCCCCGCCAUCUGCUCAACCUUCUUCUUCAUCUGAAUGGCCAGAUGAAAAUAAGGAAAACGGAAGUACGGAAGAACCUGUUUGGGUUCUUCGUGAUUCGUACUUGAAACGAAUGCACCAAUCCGCAUUUCUGUUCAUUGAAUGCUGUUCAAAAGAACAGCGGGACGAAUGGAACGGGGACGCAAACACGGCGGCCAGUGCUUCAUCAACAACGGAAACUCCUGCAGAUGGUGAAGAAAUGGAGACUGAUCGGCUGCUUCUUAGUGGAUCGACAGGUGGCUCCCAGCCUCCGCCCCCCUCUACAGGUCACGGAAAGAAGAAGAAUAGCAAAGAAACUAUGGUUCAUGAACCUGCAGUUCUCAUCGAGGGAGUCCUGUUCCGUGCGCGAUACCUUGGCUCAACUCAAAUGAUGUGCGAAAGCCGUGGCAGCAAAGCAGCAAGAAUGGCACAAGCCCAAGAAGCCGUGGCGAGAGUGAAGGCUCCGGAGGGUGAGAUCCAACCAAGUACUGAGAUUGAUUUGUUCAUAUCAACUGAGAAGAUCAUGGUCCUCAAUACGGAUUUGCAGAGAAUCUCCGAUACAGAUGUUCGGCAGGACAUUUUAAUGGAUCACGCAUUGCGAACUAUCUCCUACAUCGCCGACAUUGGGGAUCUAGUAGUACUGAUGGCCCGGAGGAUGUCAGCGAGCAGCAGCGACGAACAGUGCAACCAAGUGGAUGGAAUCAAGAAGACACCAAAAGUUAUUUGCCAUGUUUUCGAAUCUGAUGAGGCGUCUUUCAUUGCUCAGUCUAUUGGUCAAGCUUUCCAGGUGGGUUUUUAUUUUUACGAGCGAACGGUAUUGACGAUCCAUCUACUGAAUUCUCAAGAACUUCUGGGUGAUGAGCUGGAAAUGUUUGCUCGAAAGGAAACUCAAAAGGAUGUAGUUGUACCAAAAAAGAGUGGGGAACCUCUUGGAAUCGUCGUGGUGGAAUCCGGCUGGGGUUCGAUGCUACCGACUGUGGUGCUUGCACACAUGAAUCCAGCUGGACCAGCAGCACGUUCCAAUCAGUUGAAUAUUGGUGAUCAAAUUAUCAACAUUAAUGGCAUUUCCUUAGUGGGUCUUCCUCUAUCAGCUGCCCAGACGAAUAUCAAGAAUGUAAAAACCUGCACAGCGGUACGUUUGACAGUUGUGUCCACUCCCCCCGUUGUUGAGGUGAGAAUACGGCGACCUGAUACCAAGUAUCAACUUGGAUUCUCAGUACAGAAUGGUGUCAUUUGUUCUUUACUGCGAGGUGGAAUAGCUGAGCGAGGGGGAAUUCGCGUGGGUCAUCGAAUUAUUGAAAUCAACAACCAAUCGGUAGUUGCGGUGGCUCAUGAUCGCAUUGUGAAUAUGUUGGCGACGGCUAUUGGCGAAAUCCACAUGAAGACCAUGCCAACGAGUAUGUUCCGUCUACUCACCGGCCAGGACACCCCUCAGUACAUUUGA